Messenger RNA from Gloeophyllum trabeum ATCC 11539, 887 nucleotides. RefSeq lists its product as uncharacterized. The transcript is spliced from 4 exons. The record is from RefSeq and is a predicted model, not a curated record. The coding region runs from base 58 to 750 and encodes 230 amino acids. NCBI's taxonomy places the organism in Eukaryota, Fungi, Basidiomycota, Agaricomycetes, Gloeophyllales, Gloeophyllaceae.
ACUUUUACCUGCUAACGACACCUCACACUAUCUUAUCCGAAUAUCUGAAUACCUAUCAUGUCUUCUGACGCCAAGUACGAGACCACCGCUGCCUGGGCUGAGGCAGAGACUUCCACGCCCGAGCUCGCACAGAAGGUUGCUCAGAACGCAGAACUCGAGAAGAAGGCCGCCGAGGAGGUUGCUCUCGCUGCCCAGGCGACCUUGAACUCUGACCUGAGUGGGGGAGCUAGUGGUGCUGCAGGACAACUGAGCGCGACGACCGACAAGGCCGUCGCGGAGGGCAAGCACGAUGUGGAUAGUGCGAAGGCCACUGGCGCCGGAUACGUUGAACAGGCCAAGUCGCUAGUUGGCUCAGCUGCCGCUACCGCAGGGUCAUAUCUCCCUUCAACCGAACAAGCCAAGGGAACUGCCGCUGGCACUGCCAAUGGCGUCGUCGGCACCCUGUCGUCAGUUGCCACCAGUGCGCUUGCAACUGGCAAGGAAUACGUCCAAGCUGCAGCAGCCGCUGCUCAGCCUCACAUCGAGACGGCCAAGGCUGCAGCUCAGCCACACAUCAACAAGGCCGUCGAGACUGCUCAGGGAUACGUAGGUGCUGGAAAGACCUCGAGCACGACCGGACCAGCAGACAGCUCCGUACCUGCGUCCACGGCACCCCUCGAGAGUGGACCUCAUACGGUUGGCGAGCCAUACCCGCCUACCAAUACGGUGCAGGACCCAAGUGCGCUGCGAGUUGGGGAGAACGCUGUAUGAAUGUAUGCUAGUCUGGAAGGAAGACUGAAUGUACGAUAGAUAUGUCCUAUACCCCGUAGCAUAAUGAGACUGCUCCUUGACACAAAUUUUAGUGGAAUGGCAAGGAUGUAACGCGUUCCGCUCCCAUUGCGACUGGA